AUGUCGAAGACACUUGUGCAGCCGGUUGGCCAGAAGAGGUUGACGAACGUCGCAGUGGUUCGGCUGAAAAAGCAAGGGAACCGCUUCGAGAUCGCCUGCUACAAGAAUAAGGUCCUUUCAUGGCGGUCUGGCGUGGAGAAGGACAUUGAUGAAGUAUUGCAGUCACAUACUGUGUAUUUAAAUGUUUCGAAAGGAGUUCUUGCUAAAUCAAAAGACAUGAUGAAGGCCUUUGGAUCAGAUGAUCAUACGAAAAUAUGCUUGGAGAUUCUGGAUAAAGGAGAGCUUCAAGUUGCUGGGAAAGAAAGAGAAUCACAGUUCUCGAGCCAGUUUCGUGAUAUUGCAACGAUUGUUAUGCAGAAAACCAUCAACCCUGAAACUCAAAGGCCUUAUACUAUCAGCAUGGUAGAGCGGCUAAUGCAUGAGAUCCAUUUUGCUGUUGAUCCUCAUAGCAAGUCCAAGAAGCAGGCCCUUGAUGUCAUCCGUGAGCUGCAGAAGCAUUUCCCUAUAGAGCGUUCUCCGAUGAGACUGCGUCUCACUGUUCCUGUUCAGAACUUCCCCUCGCUUCUGGAUAAGCUAAAAGAAUGGGAAGCUUCUGUUGUCUCCAAAGACGAAUCUGGAACCCAGAUGUCCACUGUUUGUGAGAUGGAACCGGGACUUUACCGAGAGUGUGAUUCCCUUGUGAGGAAUAUGCAGGGGAGAUUAGAGAUACUUGCUGUAUCAGUUCACGCGGAAGGUGAUACAAGCAUGGAUCAUUACGAUGAGCAUGAUGAUAUGGCGUUGCAGACCAACAAGCUAUUGUUACCUCCUAAAACCGAGACCGAUCCCGUCGUUGAACUAAGCAAGAAAAUGGAGAAGCAAGAGAUUGGUUCUGGUGACAACAACACAAAGCAAGGAGGAGAAGAGAAAGGGACCAAGUGCAGCACUUGCAACACGUUCGUUGGCGAGGCUAAGCUAUACAGAGAGCAUUGCAAGAGUGACUGGCACAAACACAACCUGAAGCGUAAGACUCGUAAGCUCCCUCCUAUUUCUGCUGAAGAAUGCUCGGCUGAGAUUGAUAUGGAUGACUCUAGAGCAGAUUUGAAAGACUACUCUUUCUGA
This is a messenger RNA of Thlaspi arvense, 1098 nucleotides long. The record is from the annotation of a GenBank genome assembly. NCBI's taxonomy places the organism in Eukaryota, Viridiplantae, Streptophyta, Magnoliopsida, Brassicales, Brassicaceae.